Knipowitschia caucasica is the source of this 348-nucleotide messenger RNA. Lineage: Eukaryota; Metazoa; Chordata; Actinopteri; Gobiiformes; Gobiidae. The record is from the annotation of a GenBank genome assembly.
AUGCGGCUACUGUUCGUGGCUUUCCUGCUGGCCUCUCUGCGGCUCCUGUCAACACCGGCUCCGUCCAUGGCGCUUCGUUACACGUCCUCACAGCUCAUCAGACUCAACCACCGCGCACCUCCUUCACUGGACAUCACCUCAACUCUGCAACAACACUGUCUUGUCCGCCGUCGCCCCUACAUCCACCGAGGGUCCCGUCGCAAUCUUGUCUUCAAUUUCACAGGCAAAAGCAAUAUUCCCUCUGUCUGGUCCGCCUGCAGAUCCAUGCGCAGCUCACACCGGCUUGGUUCCAACAACAUCCGCAUACGUCAUCAGAGCACUCAUCACAUCCAUCUGCCUCCGAUCUAG